Molecule: messenger RNA, 4694 nt
Organism: Lycium barbarum (goji berry)
Lineage: Eukaryota; Viridiplantae; Streptophyta; Magnoliopsida; Solanales; Solanaceae
Exons: 5
Coding region: 138-2069 (643 amino acids)
Source: RefSeq, a predicted model, not a curated record
CUCUCUCACACACACAAAAUAAAAUCCCUAAAUCUCAUCUCAAUAUCUUCAAUCCCUAAAUCUCACCUCUCUCAAUAUCUUGUCUACGUACAACUGCUGUUUAAAUUAACCAGAAGUUUCUUUAUCCUUCAACAGUUAUGGCACCAAGUAAGCAAUGGAUGCAACUUGUUGAUAAUCGACUUAAUGAAGCCUACUUAAUCGGGGUACAAAAGUUUUUGGAUUAUGCUUUUCGAAGAACAGGAGAAUUGUAUGAAAUACGAUGUCCAUGUGUCAAGUGUUGUAACACAACAUUAGGAACGCGCGAGACUGUUGAGACACAUCUGAACGUAUAUGGAAUAAUUCAAAAUUAUACUUUUUGGUAUCACCAUGGGGAAGUUUUAGGUGAGCCGCUGUCGGAAUGCGAAGAUGAUAAUGAAGUAGAAGAAUGUGAGAGUGAGGACGAAAUACAAGAAAUUUUGAGAGAUUUAUAUCCUAAUCAUGAUGAACGCAUUGCAAACAGUGGCUGUGAUGAUUUACCUGAAGAGGAACCGAAUGUUGAAGCAAAAAAAUUUUAUAGUCUAUUGAGAGAUUUCGAGAAGCCACUAUACCAAAGUUCAAAAAUCUCAAAGCUUUCAACUUUGAUUAAAUUGCUUCACAUAAAAAGUAUGGGUCGUUGGAGCAAUGAGUCAUUUACAAUGUUAUUGAAAAUGUUAAAAGAGGAGUUGUUGCCAGAUGGAGCAAAUUUACCAAAUUCAUAUUAUGAGGCAAAAAAGGUAAUUCGGGACCUUGGGCUUUCCUACCACAAGAUUGAUGCUUGCGUAAAUGAUUGCAUGUUAUACUGGAAGGAGGAUAACUUACUUGAUUCUUGUAAAGUUUGUGGUGCGUCCAGAUGGAAAAUAGAAAAACAUAGCGGGGAAGCAAAGAAUAGAAAAGGUAAAAAGAUAGCAUCAAAGACUUUACGCUAUUUUCCGUUAAAGCCCAGGCUUCAAAGGUUGUUUAUGUCUACAAAGACAUCUUCUCUAAUGACAUGGCAUCAUGAUGAAAGAGUUGAUGAUGGAAUAAUGAGGCACCCGGCUGAUUCAAUGGCAUGGAAAUCAUUUGAUGAGCUUCAUCCCUCAUUUGCGGCCGAGCCUCGUAAUGUUCGACUUGGACUUCCUAGUGAUGGAUUUCAGCCAUUUCGGAAUUCAAAAACCUCAUAUAGCAUUUGGCCAGUGGUACUUAUUCCUUAUAAUUUACCACCUUGGUUGUGUAUGAAACAAGAAAAUUUCAUUAUGUCAAUGCUUAUACCUGGUCCAGAUAGUCCAGGAGAUGCAAUUGACAUAUAUCUGCAGCCCUUGAUAGAAGAACUGAAGGAGUUAUGGGAAUUUGGUAUAGAGACUUUUGAUGCAUCAACUAGACAGAAUUUCAAGUUACGUGCUUCUUUGUUAUGGACCAUCAAUGACUUUCCAGCAUAUGGAAAUUUAUCCGGAUGGAGUACAAAAGGGAAAUUGGCAUGCCCGUGUUGCAACAAAGAUACUUACUCAAUCAGAUUGGCUAAUAGUAAGAAACAGUGUUUUAUGGGUCAUCGGUGUUACCUUCCUCUUAAUCACAAAUGGAGGAAUGAUAGGGCGUCAUUUGAUGGUACAAAAGAGAAAAGGCUUCCACCAAAAAUGUGUUCUGGUGUUGAGAUACUUAAUCAAGUACAGGAUCUUGAAGGGUUGCAGUUAACAAAGGAUCCAAAGAAAAGGAUCAAGAUAUCACAUGAUGGCCGAAAGGAUAAUUGGAAUAAGAAGAGUAUCUUUUUUGAACUUCCAUAUUGGAAAUCUCUCUUGUUGCGGCAUAAUUUGGAUGUUAUGCAUAUCGAGAAAAAUAUAUGUGAUAAUAUUUUGGGGACGAUCAUGAAUGCCAAAGGAAAGACCAAGGACACCAUUAAUACUCGACUAGAUUUGCAAGAAAUGAACAUUAGGUCGGAAUUGCACCCUAUCAAAAAAGGAGAAAAAUAUGAAAUUCCAACAGCUUGUUACACAUUAUCUCCUCAAGAAAAGCACAACUUAUGUCUAUUUUUAAAGAAUUUAAAGGUCCCAGAUGGAUUUUCAUUUAAUAUUUCUUAGUGUGUUAACUUGAAAGAUCACAAGAUUUCUGGCUUAAAGAGUCAUGAUUGUCAUGUUCUUUUACAGCAUUUACUCCCUCUUGCGCUACGUGGUAUGUUGUCCAAAACAGUUUGUGAACCCCUUGUUGAGUUGUGCUUAUUUUUUAAUGUGCUUGGAGCAAAGGUAUUAAGAACUGAUGACUUGGAACAGAUUGAAGCUCAAAUUCCUAUAACUCUUUGCAAGUUAGAAAAGGUCUUCCCUCCUUCAUUUUUUGAUGUCAUGGUGCACUUGCCUGUUCACUUAGCUAAUGAAGCUAAGCUUGCUGGACCGGUUCAGUAUCGGUGGAUGUAUCCUAUAGAGCGAUGGUUAUAUUUUUUGAAAUCUCUCAUUGGUAAUAGGGCGUGUCCAGAAGGUUCUAUUGCAGAAGGUUACCUUGCAAAUGAAUGUAUGACCUUAUGUUCGAGGUAUCUGCAUAGAAUUGACACAAAGUUUAAUCGGCCAGAACGAAAUUAUGAUGGUGGUUUACCAAAGUCCGAUGGAGGUCUAUCUCUAUUUUGUAAAUCUGGAAAAACUUUAGGAGCUCCAAAACAGCGUGAUAUUGAAGCAGAUGAAUUGGAGCAAGCACAUAUAUACAUACUGAAGAAUUGUGAUGAAGUUCUACCAUUUCUAGAAGAGUUUGCACAAAUUCAUGUAGAUGCUACUCAACACUUGUCCGGUGCAGAAUGGAAUAGACAGUUUAUUGAAUGGUUUAAAGAUAGGGUUGCACAAUUGCAUAAAGGAGAUAAUAGUCGAAUCAUGGAAGAUCUCCUCGCACUUUCACGUGGUCCUACCCCAUAUGUGUUACGUUAUAAUGGCUACAUUGUUAAUGGAUAUAGAUUUCAUAUAGAAUUCUUGAAUUGCAAUUCACGGGAAGGAGAGUGAUUUUGUUUGAAUGUAAUUGGUUUGAUGCAUAUGAUAACACGAAAGGAAUUAAAACAGAUGAAUAUGGCAUCGUAAGUGUUAAUUGGGGGCGAUUUUUAAAAACAAAUGAGCCUUUUAUAUUAGCGGACCAAGGAUCUCAAGUAUUUUAUGCUAGUGAUAAUUCCAAUAAGGGUUGGCGUGUAGCGAGAAAGACGCAACCUCGUGAUUUUUCUGAGGUUGUGCAAAAAUUGGAUGAUGAUGUUGUAGAUUUAGAAAAUCCUACACAAAAUAAGCGAAAAAGAACGACUGAGGUGAAGUAUCUCUUUAUGUCAUUAGCAGAUUCAUUAUUAUAUAUUCUGAUUACAUGAUUUUUCUGUUAGUACAUUUUCUUUAUAAUGUUUUAACUUUUUUUUUUUUUUUGUAGGUUUGAUAUUAAACUAUCAAAGAAUGAAAAUGAGGUGGAAUCCACUGUGAAAGCUACUGAAUAUGCGUUUGUUACACCAGGUUCUAUAGGCAAGGGACGAGGGAGAGGGCUUAAAUUUAUGUAAUAUGCUUUUUUUCUUCUUAGCACGUGUGAAGUGUGGCUUUAGUGCUCCUGGAAACUUAGUACGUAUUAAAUAAGUCCAUUGACAAAUCCACAACUAAGACGAUAAUAUUAUUUUGGACUAAGAGCUCACACUUGUGUGUAAACCCAAAAUCUGGAUGGAAUUCCAUAUUCUUACUAGUGUAUAUAGGAACUUAGCACGUGAGGAUUGUAGCUUAGAGCUAUGAUAUUAGUUCAUUCCCAGAUCUGUGACCUGGGUUAUGGCAAUUGAGUUUUUCUAUUCUCAGUUGAUGUGAAAUGUGAUAAGAUCAGAUUGUCAAUAUUAACGAAGCAACUUGGAAAUGGUUUUAUAUAUAGAAGAGAUUGUCAUGUUGGCUGUAAAUACGAGCCUGCUCUACUAUUAUUGGAGCUACUUAGUAUAAAUUGUGAAAUUUAAUUUUGUCUUAAAAGGUAACAUAGGCCAACAGAUAAAUGUUCUUACUCAGUUUACAACCUUGUAGAAAUGUUCUUGUCAUAAGCAGAGAUGACAACUUCUCUCACAGGUUUUUUCUCUUAUUCAGUAUUGUCACCUUGCUGAAUUGCAAAAAUUUAAAGAUACAUUUUAAACAGAUGUUUAACACCUUAUUUGUUUCAUAUCUUUGGCCCUCUAUAUACAGUAAUUGGAUUUUCCGUUUGCUCCAAACGAGCACUUUUAACUUGUGUAUUGGAUGUCAACCGAAGUUUGAUUUAUUGCAGGACAUAUUUGAGGGUGAUGACAUGGAUAUUCUUUGGGAUCAUAUUUUUGGAUGGAUGAAAGAGUUAUGGAACGAAUGGAGAGGAUAAUUGCGUUCAAAGUUUAAAGGAUCGCUUGUCUAACUUUGAAAAAUGAGAUGAAAGAACUGAAGCAAUUGAAAGAGUGGUUUUUAUCUUAACACUCCAAUUUCUAGCCUUUGACAUCAGAAUGCUCUGAAGAAUGACUAUUCCUUUGAUGAUGCCAAGUAUGGAAAUUGAAGUUCACGAGCAGCAAAAGGUCUAUGUACAAAUUGAAGUUCACGAGAUUGACCAUCAUUUUGCUAGGAAUGUUGGGAAAAUUAUAUAUGACAGUCUUAGGGGUCUAUGUACAAAAUACUGUGACUAAAUGACAUCAUUGAUGUACAUUACCGGUAACUGAUGGUGUUCAUGUUUUGUAAUUACUUUUUCUAUAUAUAUGAAAGAAGCGUCAA